Molecule: messenger RNA, 432 nt
Organism: Knipowitschia caucasica
Lineage: Eukaryota; Metazoa; Chordata; Actinopteri; Gobiiformes; Gobiidae
Source: the annotation of a GenBank genome assembly
AUGUUUUCGGGGGAGGAAAGGGAGGAGGAACAGAGCCCUGAGUCUGUCUGUACGCAGUCUCCCUACGUGCCCACCACUCCGACUGCCAAGAUGCCCAACACAAUAAUGUCCAAGGAGCCCAGUUCCAACCUGGAGAGUGCCAUGCAGAUGCUCAUCAAGACCUUCCACAAGUAUUCUGGCAAAGAGGGUGACAAGUACACCCUGAGCCGGGGGGAGCUGAAGGAGCUGCUAAUAGAGGAGCUGGGGACCUACUUGGGGAACUCCAAAGAUAACGAAGCCGUGGAGAAGGUCAUGAACGACCUGGACUCCAACAACGACGGAGAGGUGGACUUCACCGAGUUCAUCAUCCUCAUGGGGGCGCUCACGGUCGCCUGCAACGACUUCUUCCUCGAGUACAAGACAGACGAAAAGCCAGAGGAGAAGAAGGAAUGA